GAAAUCACAGCUUCGCCUUAGCCUUACCAGGGCCCUGUCUAGCCUCCCCGUUAGCUGGCUCACAAGGCCUCAAAGUCAGCAGCCCACCCUUCGAGCAGCUUCUGCUCUCCCCAAUGAAACAUCGUCAUCAGCUGCCCACUGCGAAGAGGCCCGCUAUUGGUACUGUCCUGACGUUAUCCUGCUUCCUCCGUUGGUGCCGUCUCGACACCCAAAAGCCCUAUUACAGCAGGGGGGUCCUCGGCCUCUGCGACUCUUCUGCGUCAUAUCCUUUGCAUUCCCACACACAAUCGUUACCCCUCCUCGUGCUCUUCAGCCUCUUGGGAUCCUCUACUGUUUUUACUGUGUCCCUCUGGUUGCCUGGCUGCCUUUUCUCUUCCCGCCUCAUCUUCCGACACCUUUAGCUCUUCUGAGUGACGUCUCCAGCAGCAGAAGCAGCAAACAAAC
This is a messenger RNA of Trichoderma harzianum CBS 226.95, 444 nucleotides long. RefSeq lists its product as hypothetical. NCBI's taxonomy places the organism in Eukaryota, Fungi, Ascomycota, Sordariomycetes, Hypocreales, Hypocreaceae. The record is from RefSeq and is a predicted model, not a curated record. The transcript has a single exon. Bases 114 to 401 code for a protein of 95 amino acids.